AUGGGCUGUGAUCGGGGGUUUAUUGCCGCUUGCUUUUCAUGCGCGUGUCUGUAUUUUCGUGUUGUUUUGUUUGGUGGUCGAGAUCGCUUUCACUCUUAUUGUGUGUGGAGUAGCACACGACGACAGAAUGUCUCAAUUCAGUGCACCUAAGCGAGUGACAAGGGGCCCCAUCAGCCCUCCCUCGUUAUUAAUUUGGCCUCGGGUACCGCGCCCGCACAUGCCAAUCCCCAUCCAUGCCACCACAUGCCAAAACACCUGAGGACUGCAAUGGCAUCCGCCUGUCUGUGCCGGCGGGAGGGGCUGGCUGCGCUGCGCGCCCAAGAAAGACCCAGACCAAGAGACCCGCCCGCCGCUCCUCCAUGUGGCCAGCCUCGCCCAUGCUCCAAAUUAAAACGGAGGGGCCCCGAUGGACGGGCGUUGUGCUGCUGCCGCAGGUGUUUAUUCUGGGGCCGCCGGGCUCGCCCAUGCGUGGCACUUUUUCCAUUGCAACACGGCCGUCGUGA
Molecule: messenger RNA, 503 nt
Organism: Gaeumannomyces tritici R3-111a-1
Lineage: Eukaryota; Fungi; Ascomycota; Sordariomycetes; Magnaporthales; Magnaporthaceae
Exons: 1
Coding region: 234-503 (89 amino acids)
Source: RefSeq, a predicted model, not a curated record